Molecule: messenger RNA, 1756 nt
Organism: Physcomitrium patens
Lineage: Eukaryota; Viridiplantae; Streptophyta; Bryopsida; Funariales; Funariaceae
Source: RefSeq, a predicted model, not a curated record
AUUUCGUCCAACGACAUUCAUCUUCUGUGGGAACUUGAAAUUUGGAGUUGAAGGGCGACACAGUUAGCAGGUGCUGCAGCAAUUCUAGGAGAUGCACGAUUGCUGGAAGAAAUUCGACGUGGCCAUGGUUUUGUGUAGGAUCUCCGUCACGAUCAUCUGUAAUUUCACGAGUGUCUCGGGUUAGGUCACUGCGUUGAACCCUGCCAUGGAUACUCUCAUUAUAUUCGACUUCGAUUGGAGCUUGAUCGAUUGCAAUAGCGAUACAUGGGUGGUUGACAAGCUGGGGGCAAUGGAGCGUAUGAAGCCGUUGAUGGAGGUUCUUCCUUGGACUCAACUCAUGGACACGAUGAUGAUGGAGCUGUAUAGCGACGGACGAACACUGAAGGAUAUUGAUAUGUGCCUGCAAAUGGCCCCAAUGGAGCAAGAAAUGGUGACGAGUGUCAAAUUUGCAGCUGAACUUGGGUGCGAACUCCAAAUCAUUAGUGACGCUAAUUCUCACUUUAUCAAAGUGAUCUUGGAGAAGCAUUGCCUGCAAUCGUAUUUCACGAAGGUUCAUACCAACCCAGCGCUUGUAGCUGAGAAUGGAGCGCUGCGUGUUCUCCCUUCUCAUCCGGAAAACAACCCACCGCACGGGUGCAAACUCUGUCCACCCAAUAUGUGUAAGGGUUUGAUUUUAGACAGCGUGAGACUGGGAUCGUCGGAAAACCUGAACAAACGGGUAAUUUACAUUGGGGACGGCGGUGGAGACUAUUGUCCUUCCUUGAAACUGAUACAUGGAGACCAUAUUCUAGCCAGACACGGGUUUCCUCUCUUGAAAUUCUUGAAGGCGAACAUUGGCUCUGUAAAAGCCAACCUGCACGAGUGGACGACAGCACGGGAUGUAGAGAAAUUGUUUAGAACGCUCCUUCUGACUUGAUGGUUUUUAAGUUAACCUUGUUCUCAGUGCAUGCAAAUCACGCAUUGCAGUAAAUUUUCAGAGUACCGCAUUGGCAAGCGAGAGCUGAGUGGUUUCUCCUGGCUGCUGUAGAAGCUGAAUCCCCUGAGCUUUGGUCAUCUCAAGAAAGAGCUACUGACAUGUACCCUGUGUUGAUUAGUGUGGGCUCGUUUUGAUGGCUUAAAAGCUAUACUAAUCAGUGUCUUUCCUAAUUUACGCAGGAGAACAUACGUCCAGGAGAAGCUUGAAGUGGGGAGAGCUCUGGUCCCAUUAGAUAUACCCAGUUAUGAAUUGGACUAACUGGUGCGGAAAGUCCUAAAUUACUGUUCUCAUUUCUGUAUAUCCCUACGCUUCUCAUUCCGUCGGGGCCCACAGCUGAACAUGUUUUAAUGCAUCAGAUUCCUUGCACCGCAAUGAGCAUAAUUUGAGCUAGGAAUCUGAUGCAUUAAAGAGUUGCAUGGAAUCAUUCCUACAUUCUAUUUCUCUAAUUGGCGCCACUUCUUUCGAAGAACUUUCUCUUUGAUCGUCCUCCAAGGGUUUUCGUCUCAUUAUUUAGAGCUACAUGAAUCACUGUCGGUGUAGUCAAGCAAUUAAAAGUUCACAUGUACAUUGUGAACAAGUACUUUUGUUAGUGUGAAAAGGGCAGUUAAAACGGAUUACAAGUGGAUCGUCAUAAAUUCUUCAAAGUGGAUAUUACACGCUCUAUGUAGACCUUGUAUAUAAGUUCUGCUUACUUUACAGGUGGUCUGGUUACAACUGGAGAUGUUACCACAAAUUUAAAAGGAUUGCUUCUCUUAUAAGAGGAAGUUGUAGACUUAUCAA